ACGUAAAUUUUAUUAGCAUUUGUUUUAGUGAAUAAUGUAUGUGGUGUGCAGUGAUCUAAUUAAAAUCCCCAAUGUGUAACAAAAGCUCGUGAACGCCUGUGACGGACGGCAUCAAGGGCGCAGCAGCCUCCAACGUAGAUCGCAGACGAGCGAAGCUGGCUGUCGGCCGCAUCAUUGCGACGCCGACGCUCUGCUACGGCGCACGCUUCGCUAGUCCAUGAAAAAUAAUAAACAAUGCCCAACACGCCGAUCGAUGCUCACCACCUGUUGUGAACAUUUGUAUAUUAAAUUGUUAUACAGACACCUUAGUUAUGUUUAUUUUACAAACAAUGCGGUGCCUUAUUUUUGUGAGUGUUAUUGUGACCAUCAGUGCCGAAAUCAUCCCGGGAGCCACCGUAUUUCACAAGUGCUGUUCGGAUGGACAAAGUUUAGUUAAAGUUUCGGAUACUGAAGACUUAGAAGAUGGAUCAUACCAGUGCAUAAAUCGUGUAGGUGCCUUGAUUAGUUAUAAUGUAACAAUUUCUCCCCUUGUCGUUGGUAAGAACGUGCUGGCGGAGUACGGCAUACCUUCAGAAUGUGAAGAAGUGCAAAUGGUACACCUGAUAUCAUCGGAAUCAGAUAAUAGGUUCACAAUCAAAAACACCUGCUACGACAGGCUAGAAUUAGAAAUUGUGAAUGGAACAUUGAAACCCUAUAUUCCACAAGUUGUCGGUUUAAGUUGCGUUAAAAAUGAGACAGAGAGCUCUACAAAACAAGAACUAGCCGUGAACCAUUUCCGGAAAUGCUGUCCAGCUUUACAAAGUUACGAUACCGAGUUUCAUGUGUGUAGAAGUGAUUCCAAUUCUACGGAAGAGUUUCUAUUCGAGCGUUUCAAAUUAAACGACAAUAGUAUUUAUGAAAUCGACAAUGGAUUGAACUGUAAAAUAGAUCAAUACAGUAUAGAAUUAACUCAGGAAUUUUACUCUUUAGUGGUAGAUGGAAGUAUUUUGAAGGUUAAAAGACGGGAUGGAGGUGGAGGUGGUGAUAUUGCUUCAGGGGAAUGGUGUGUAGACCAACAAUAUGGAAGUAGUGGGCUUGUUGCGCGUGUGUGUUCUCUUGAAUGUGCCAAGUAUGGUGCUUAUUGCGUGAGGAAGUGCUGCCCUAUUGGUCAUCAUUACCAGCCUCGACGAUGUGGCAGUUUCGUUAGUAAAUGUGUGCCUAACAAGCCGGACGAUGUCGUUCUGUUCAACAUUACGGACUACUUGGAGCCAUUGCUACACAAAACGCCGAAUAUAGCCGAUAUCAUGGGAAUCCGCACUGACCUGCAUUGUCCCGAGGGUCGUAUUGUGCUAAACAAGUCGAUUGCACGAGACCGUCAUCAUCUGGACCACGAAGGACACCUCGUCUCUCCAAUUAGCUUCGGAGAUGGCUAUUGUUUAGAAGCCUUUGACAACCGUCAAUGUCCUGAAAACAACAUUUUCACUACCGCCGUCAACUGUUUCGUGAAGGCUCCUACAGCCGUGAAGAACUUCAAAAUGUCUCUCAUAUCUAUCUGCAUAUCCAGCGUAUGCCUGGCGCUGACGCUGGUGGUGUACAUGUCACUGCCCGAGCUCCGCAACCUGCACGGGCGCACGCUCAUCUGUCACGUCAGCAUGAUGCUGCUCGCCUUCUGCUGCCUCGCGCGCGUGCAGUACAACCACGUGCCCAACGCUACUAUCUGCACACUACUCGGGUACGGGAUCUACUUCGGGUUCGUGGCUGCGUUCGCUUGGCUCAACGUCAUGUGCUUCGACAUCUGGUGGACAUUUGGGAGUGUACGUACAGUGCAGCCGAUGCGCAAGGCGGACGCAGAGCUCCGCCGGUUCCUGUGGUACUCGCUGUACGCCUGGAGCUCCUCCAUCCUGCUGACCCUCAUCGUGUACCUCUUCGACAAGUACCCCGUCACCUCCGUCCUUGAUGCUAACGUGGGCGUCGGGAUGUGCUGGUUCGGUACAUUUCAGAACACCCGUUCGGAUUGGCCGCACUACAUAUUCUUUGUGAUACCGAUGGGUCUGGUGACCUGCACCAACUUUGUGUUGUGGGUGCUCACGGCUCGGCACUGCGCUCGUGUCAAGUCCGAGGUCCAUAGACUGCAGGCUGGCUCCGUAGGGGACCGGGCCAAGAGACGCUUCCGAGUCGACAGAGCCAAAUACGUCUUGACUGGCAAGCUGUGGGUGGUGAUGGGCGCGGGCUGGAUCUCCGAGCUGCUGUCCACCCUGGUGACGGACCCGUUGUGGCUGUGGAACAUCAUCGACCUCAUCAACGAACUUCAAGGAGUCUUCAUAUUCCUCAUCCUAGUUAUGAAACCUAAGCUUUAUUACCUCGUGCGGAAGAGGCUAGGGCUGGAGAAACCCGACGCUCAGAAGAACGGGACGUCGUCGUCUGCGCGUACUUCGUCCACAUUCCUGUCUCGAGCAAUCAGCACGGACGAGAGAAACAACGCCCGCCUUUCCUUACAGAACAAUAUUAAGCAAUCAUAAUCUCCCACAUUAUACAAAAUUGUUUUACUAAUUGACGCCACUGUAGAAAAGUAAUCUAAAUUUAGAAAGCACGAGCUUUACAAGAUUUUAUUCUUUUGUCAAUGGCUGCCUGUUACGAAUUUUUGCAAGUAAAAUUUGACGAUGGCAGCUCCCAAAUGAAUUCAUAAAAUAAACUAAUAAUAUGAUCUAGUGAUAAACCCUGUAGAUAAAUUAGUUAUGGAAAUGAAUGAAACAAGGAAAGUGAUACGAAACUCUCAAGUACGGGCUCGUUUGAUUCGUGUUGGAAAGUAUGAUGAUGGGUUGAGUCCAAUAUGAUGGUUAUAAGGUCAACCACCAAGUCUUGAAGUACCACCACGACGCACCACCACUACGCUUUGACAACAAUAAUAAUCAUAUUAUUGUUGUCAAAGCGUGACAGCGCAAUAUACGGGGAAGAGCGGUAUCUCUCUUCGACAUACACAAUAAUCAUACUUUGAGCCGUGGCGGUGGUAGGCCCCAGGGAGCCUUUCCUUAUCUUAAAGUGAGACUGUGCCUUUUUAGCUUAUUACAUAACUACAAUAGUUAAGUUUACUAUGAGAUGAGGUUGAAGGCCUCGGGACUUAUACAAUAAUUGUUAAUUUCAAUUGUAAUCAGUUUAGGUUUUCAUCCGGCUCUGUUCUCGACACAAUAACAGCUUCCUGAUAGCAUGUUCGUGUUUGCAUCAAUGUCAUAUUUCCAUUAUAAAUCAUUACAAAAUUUAAUAUUGGUCUAGUCAUAGAGUAAGAUAGUGGUAUCAUGCGUGAAAGCGGCUGUUUUGAAUGUAUUUAUGUUAAGACCUUGGGUUCUGCGGCUUUUGUUAUUUUGGAUCCUGAACGGAAUGUAUUUAAGUAGAAAAGCAAGAGUUGUACUGUUAAUCUCAGAGUUGAUUCUGCAACUUUAAUUAUACGAGCUGUUAAGGUUGUGGGGCUACCACCAACUCAUCGUAAAACUGUAGUGGAAGCGUGACUCUCUUGUCUCCCUUUCACAAGUGAAACGGUAGGCCCCGGGGUUCCGAUUCUGAUAUUUACAAGGGCUGAUGAAUUAAUGGAGAUUUGAUUAAUGAAUUUCCAAUUAUUGUGUAAUAAUACAAAUAGUGUUAUAUUGAAUCCAGUAGCCAUUCAUUCGCCGGCCAUUGUAAGUAGUUUAAUUGUGGCCCAGAGCAUCAAAAGCCGCGGAUUACUGAAUGUUAGUGCCUUGAACGUGGCUUAAAUGAAAAUGUUGAGUGAGACUAUCUUUAGAGAUAUGUUAUGAUUGCCAACUUAUGUUUCAACUGAUUUACCUUUACUACCAAGUAUUUUUUAAGUAUUAAUUUGUAUUAUCGUUUAAUUUACUUCUGUAUUAUGAUUUAGUAUUACUAGAUACGUUUAAAUACAAUAAGAUUUCUUAAUUUAAUGUAGGAAGUUACUUUAGUAGUAUCGUACUUAUAAUUUCUUUUGAUUCAGUCUGAAAAUUUCUUGUUUAUUUUUGUACAGCUUCGGAAGAUCACAUUUUUAUGUUAAUCGAGUUUGAUUCUUAUCGAUAAGUACUUAAGUUCCAUAUUUUAGCUCAUUUGAUUCAACAAAUGGCUUGUCUGUCCAUAUGAUUACAAAAAAUAUGUCAAUCCGUAUAGAAAUACCAAAUAUGUGUGUUUAAAAUGCCUUCUUAAACACACAUAACCUAAAAAGUACUAUGAUUUAACUAUUAUGUACUCAAAAAGAUUGAUUGUCAUUUUAAAAAUUGUUUAUACAAAAGCAAUUAAGCAAGUAUUAAUGUCUAGUGUAUAAAAACAUAUUUGCACAGUUUAACUAUAACCAUUGCAUAAUUUUCUCAAAAUGGUUACUUGAAUAAAUGUCACUUUCGAUUAUUGUCACUUGUUUUAAAACUAUUUUCACUUUUAAACACCGUAUUAAUACUUUUUACAAUUACAAACUAGAGAAUUAAAUGUUAACAAGUACGAAACAAUAUUAAGACAAAAAAUCAAAAUUGGAAAAGACGAAAAAAUAAAGCUUUUUUCAUUCCA
Trichoplusia ni (cabbage looper) is the source of this 4515-nucleotide messenger RNA. Its product is annotated as probable G-protein coupled receptor Mth-like 3. The record is from RefSeq and is a predicted model, not a curated record. NCBI's taxonomy places the organism in Eukaryota, Metazoa, Arthropoda, Insecta, Lepidoptera, Noctuidae. Gene Ontology annotation, cellular component: membrane. The coding region runs from base 312 to 2498 and encodes 728 amino acids. Gene Ontology annotation, molecular function: transmembrane signaling receptor activity. The transcript is spliced from 8 exons. Gene Ontology annotation, biological process: cell surface receptor signaling pathway.